GGGAGAUGCGGGCGCUCCAUUCACUCUCGCUGUGACUGAGGAGGAGGAAUCAGCAGCAGGUCCAGGGCUUUUCUCCGGGAAACAGCCCGCUGGUCUUCAGCCGCUGAGAGGAUAACACACUUGUGUGAAUCACACACUCAAAACACACACACACAACACACACACAUACAUCAAAGACCGGCUACCUCACCAGAAAGAAAUACUUGGGGAGGCCACAAAAAUGGGGAAACAUAACAGCAAGCUUGCUCCAGAGGUUCUGGAUGACCUGACCAAGAACACAGAGUUCAAUGAGGCAGAGCUGAAGCAGUGGUAUAAGGGCUUCCUGAAGGACUGUCCCACUGGCAUUCUCAAUCUGGAUGAGUUCCAGCAGCUCUACGUCAAGUUCUUCCCCUAUGGCGAUGCCUCCAAGUUUGCUCAGCAUGCCUUCCGGACCUUUGACAAGAAUGGAGACGGCACAAUCGACUUCAGAGAGUUCAUCUGUGCCCUGUCCAUCACCUCCAGAGGAAGUUUUGAGCAGAAACUCAACUGGGCCUUUAACAUGUAUGACCUGGAUGGAGAUGGCAAGAUUACACGUAUGGAAAUGCUUGAGAUUAUAGAGGCGAUCUAUAAAAUGGUGGGCACAGUGAUUAUGAUGCGUAUGAACGAGGACGGCCUGACGCCACAGCAGCGCGUGGACAAGAUCUUCAGCAAGAUGGACAAAGAUCACAAUGACGAGAUCACGCUGGAGGAGUUCAAAGAGGCAGCCAAGAGUGACCCCUCCAUCGUCCUCUUACUGCAGUGUGACAUGCAGAAGUAAGAGAGAGGAGGGGUGAGGGAAAGAUGGGGCUGAAAUAAAAAAAUGUACAGACUUUUAAAAAGAAGCAGGUUAGGCCAUGUUCACAAGGAACUUUUGGUUUCUAUCAAAAAUGCACCUCUUGCCAUGAUUUCAGUGAAGAAAAUGUCUGAAAAGGCAUUUUACUGAAUUUAAAAAGCCUCUGUUGUUCGCUGGAAAAGUUUGCCAAAGUUUAACCUUUGACCGUGUGUCAGUCGCUGUUACGCAGGAGAGAGAAGAUAUUAAUCACCACUGUCAGCUCACAUUAGGAACCGUAAAAGCCAUCUGUAAAGAUCUGUAAGGACAGCUCAUAGCUUGCUGGGUAACAGUGCUAUUGCUGGUUUCAGUGGAAGGCUAAAAUGCCUUGAUAAACUAAAGCAUGUGUUUCAAAGUAUGAACCUAUCUUUAAAUAUAGACCAGGGUCCAGUUUCCAGGUAAGAAUUGUUUUUGUGUUUUUAGAAAACCAGGCCCAGAUCAGAAUAUUGUCAGAAUAUUGGAAAAUUUGCAUCUGAUCAAUUGUCAAUUAAGUCAGGGAUGCUCAUUCCUGGUCAUGGAGAUAUCGCACACCUGUCACACUUAAGGUGGACAUGAGGACAUUCUAUGUGUUAGGUCUAAAGAAUCCAGGGUGGUAGAAAAAUAGACUGAAACUAAUUUGUAACAGAAUGUUUCUGUCCAACUGACUGUCAGACCCAAUAGUGGCAACUAUUCGUUUAAAGAGGUACCGUACUUUUUCGCACUAUGAGGCAAUAAACGUCUAUUUUCUGGUCUAUUUUCAUACAUAAGGUGCAUCAGAUUAUAAGGGUGCAUUUUAUGCGACACUAGUAACUAGUCGUAGGAACAGGGGUGUCACCAUGUUUUCCUUCUGAAUUCAGAAAAUUGUAAAGCUAAGCUAGGUUAAGUAAACAAAACUAUAAUUCUUAAAAAAAAAAACAUUUCAGACGAGUCAGAUAAGUCAAACGAGCACUGGAUGUUAAUCUACACAGAUUUAUGCUUAUGACACGCGUCAGAGCUGGUCCAGUAAGCCAGGGCGCUAUUAGCUAGCGGUUUAUCCCACAUAGCUUGUUUUAACACAGUAAACACACAGACUACAGUCCGAUAAACUCACCUCUGAACAGCAAAAAAGCUAGCGCUGUGGCUAGUGGUAGGGGACAGGCCAAUAAUAUUCACCUCUGAACAGCCAAGCGCUUAGUGCGAUUAGCAGCUAAUUCGGCUCCACCACUGCUAGCUGGGGUUAGCAGCAGGCUAUAGACCGGUUAUUCUCACCUACCUUUCUCAGCUGCUACAUUAUAGUAGGUUGUUCCAAAGUGAAGGACACAUCUAAUAAAGCUGAAAGAUGCAGUCAGUUGUGGAAAUGCAACUGGUGUAAAAAAAAGAUGGAAAAUGAUUCCUCUGAAGCAUUUGUUUUUGAAAUGUUAAAAAUAUUGUUAAAAUAGUGUGACCCAUUGGCCUCUGUGUACUUCCUGUGAAAUGAAAUACACAAGCAUUGCAAGGAUCAUUUCUGUGGCUUUGUGUGCCUGUCGCCUCUGCUCUCAACCAAUCAUGGGCAUUGUCGUGUAGUGUGUUCAAACUUCUCCACAAGAAGGAGUCUCUAUUAACUGUCUUACCGUAGACACGCCCUAUGCCAGCUGCAGCCUGGAAUUUGUAAUGCAGCUUGAGUAAAACCCUGCAGUCCUUUGAUAUUUUUAGCCAUUAGGUUCCACCAAACUUUGUGAGUUUGUCUUUAAAAAAACAUAUUAACUUUCACAUACACACAAGCACUUUACAAUUAAGUGAUGCGUAUCAGUGCAUUUUUUUCUGAUGGACCCCAAAAUCUCUUUGUGAACAUGGCCUUAACGAGAGUGGACAUAAAAAAGACACUUGUACAUAGCCUACUUUUGAAUGGGAAUAAAUAAGAAAUUUGGGACAGAGACAGAGAUAUAGAAAGAACAGUUUUAGAGUAAAGAGUAAAGAGAGUGAGAUUUUCCUCCAGUCUUUGACCAGCUGAUAAACUGUGCUUUUCGUCAGACACUUUUACCAUGCUCUUGUGGCUUAUAGGUCACCGCCUGAAGAGAAAAAUCCAUUAAGAGGCAUAAAAUAUUUACAUUCCACUAUUUUUAUCUUGGAACUCCUCUUAUUCCUGGUAUAUUAAUACAGAAAUGCAGAGAGAGAGUGUGACUGCACCUCAAUACUGCUGUGAAAAUGUAAAAUAUCUCUAUGUUUUCUCAUUGUUUUCCUGUCCUCUUCGAAUCAAAAUGACCAUUAAACUGUAUGACGUCAAGAGGAGCCUUAAGCAGUGCAGCCAAAAGGGGAAAAAUUAGUCACACUGUAAUAACUAACGCUGAGUCUAAUGCUGCAUUCCAUUUAACUCAGAAGUCAGAUGUCGGAGCUGGGAAUUAAGUCACAUCUGAGUUUAUGGUGCUGCAGUUAUAUUUCAAAUUUAGUGUUUGACUUUAGUUUGGCUCUUAUUGGCCUGUGCUUUAUGGAAAAUAUUCCUUACUUUUUAUGUUCCAGGUAUAUCAUUGUUAGCAUUGCCCCAGAUUAGCACUGUUACUGCAUUCUACAGUAUUUGGUGUAUCUAAACACAAAGGAACCAUCUCUACUGAUAAAAGUUGGACAGUACUGUCUCUAUGUAGAGAAAGCUAAAAAUGCUACUAAACUGAAUAAUAUUACUGCUUUAAAUGCUGUUCUUUGGUUAUCAAAAUAGGAAAUCUGUCCUAUGGGUUCAUUCCAAUUGAAAUUUCCAGUAACACUUUACUUGGAUGGUUUGUUUUAUGUCCUCAUUGAUGCUCAACUGACAUUCAACUAAAUUUCAGUUAAAUGCAACUUAUGUGACCAUAUGUUGAAUGUAAAUGAUUCAAAAUAGAACAUAACCCUAAACAGUAAUAAACCCUAAAAUCUAACCCUAUUCCUAACCCACAACUUUAAAUCCAAAGCUAAACCCAACCCUGUUGAGUUUGGGAUGGAGUUGGAUGUAGGGUUAUAUGUAAUAGAGGAUCUUUUACCCUUCAGUUCAAUUGCAUUUAAUAGACACGCAGCUAAAUGUCAGUUGAAUGUUAGCUGAGCAUCAGUGAGGCCAUAAAAUGGACCAUCCAAGUAAAGUAUUGCCAAAUUUCUUACUUGGAUCAAUGAAAUUCCAAAACCUGAGUUUAAAUGGAAUACAGCAUAAUAAUGUCACGAAUCCCGGACUUUAUCAGCUGGUCAGAGAACAGGGAGGAAAUACUGGGAUUUAAAUCAUUAGAAUUGUCUACAGCAUCUUCCAGAUGGAUCAGUGUCACAUAUGAAGGAAGGACAUAAGUAAAUGAGUUGGACUGGACUGAGCACUAAGAAUAUGUACAUGAGGAUAUAUACGUAAAUAUACACUUAAACUUACAGUAUGGAAUUGUAAAUGUUUCACUAGAAAUGCUUUCAUAUUAUAUUACACCACAGCCGCAUUUGUGUGCACACACAAAACUACACUAUGUAUAUGAUGUGGUGAUUUGUCUCUGCAGGUGUGAAAGAGUGUGAAAGAAUGUGAAGUGAAACUGUGUAUUUAUAUGAGAGAGUGCUUUUUUGUGUGUAAUUGUGCAGAAUUGUGUGUAUGCGUCUGUGUGUGUGUGUGUGUGUGUGUGUAUUUCUGUACGAGUGUGCAGAUGUGAAUGUGUGUGUAUGCGUGGCAAACUAAAGUCCUUGACUUUAUUCUCUGCUGUCCACACCAGUGCUGGGAGUAUUAAAGUGCUGUUUGUUGUCGGCUGGUGGUGUGCUGUGCACUAUUCUCACUGGUUUUCUAAUGAAAGCUGUAGUUCUCCGCUGUCCUGAAGAUGUAACCUUUCCCAUCCGCCAGAGUGUACGAGCUUAGCAGGUAUCAUCCCAGAGUAAUUGUAUUAAUAUCGUCACAGCGCCUUUUCUUAUUUCUCUCUGUUAUAAUUAACACAAACACAGAUGUAAAACAGGACGUGGAAUAUUAUAUUUGUUGCUGCAAUACUUAUUUGAGAAUAUUGUUGCACUAGGUAGGAGCAAGUACGUCUGGUUUUCUACUGCUACUCAGUGCUAAUAGUGGACAUAGUUUAAUCUUGACAACCCAGCUAACGUCACCCUAACCUUUGCUGAUGAAGAGGGGUAUGGAGAUGUGUACUGGGCUAUAAACUGUACCUUGCGUAUUUAUGUAUUUAUUUGCAUUUUGUACAAUGUGGAUAAAAGCUGAUUUGUGAAUUUCAUGGAAUUUAGUUCUUAAACUUAAAGGGGAAUGCCAGCAAUUUCUCAACAUUUCUAUAUAAUUCAGCCAUUGACAUGUGGGCAAAGUCUCUCUGUGUACUUUGAUGUGAAAUGGUGCAUUGUAGAUGUUUACACUGAUUGGUUAACAGUGCCAGUAUUGUCAUUUUGCCUUUACUAUCACUGUAAAUUUGGCAGGUUUUAUUUUUCAUUGUGUCAUGAAGAUUGGACCAAUUUCAUAAUAUAUAGAGACCAAUGAAAUGCUUUAAACUCUUUCUUCUAAAGUUAAGAAUGUUUUUCUUCUCCUAAAGUUGCUAUUUUGGAGAUAAAAGAUUUCUGCAUCAGAGUAAUAAUAUGCAACACUGAUAAUGGUAAAAGUGCUAAAUCUUAAAACAUAUACUACUGUGCCUUACAUUACAGUACAUUUUAGGCCAAAAAGACAACAUAUUAGUUAAAGCAUGAGAAAGCAUAUCCACAAAAAAAAAAAAAAGUUUUUAAAAUCAAACCUUCUGAAUGACUUUGCUUACAUUUCAAUGUUUUGACUAUCCUGAAAUGUUGAAAAAUCGGAGAAAUUCCCCUUUAAGUAUGACCACUGUUUCACUGCUGUGUGAGCUCAUCACGUGAUGUUACAGUUCUUAGUAAAGCAGUUGCAGGUGAUUUGUCUGUAGAGCUAAUAAUAUCAGUGAUGGAUGCUUCCUGUCCAUCAGUUCACUUGAUGUAUUGCUGGGAUGUCCACUUUUAAAUCAUGUUUUGUGGCACUCUUGUGCUGGCACUCUUUAAGGCCUCUUUUUAUUAGCAGUUUUAUUAUAGUGACAAUAGAUAGAUACAGAGUGUAUCGAUUUUCUUUGCUCACACCUUUUUAAUGUUCCCUUGAGUUCUCAAGAUUUAAAUGUUCCUCCAAUACCUUACAUGAAUUUAUUCUGCUUAAUAAAAAAUGAUAUUACCCUUACAGACAGUAACUUCAUUGCUUAAAUGCUUCACAUACACUGUGUGUGAAGUUCAAACAAUGAAACAUUGAAAGUUUAUUUAAUGCAAGAUAAUACUGUGUUGAAUAGAAUGAAACCGGUUCAAUAGAUUAUUAUUGGUUUAAAGCUGGUGUCCGUAAGUUUUGGGAUUUAGGGCCCUCUCUAGUAAGAAUGGGUAAUUGCACCGAGCAUGUGGAAAAAUAAUUUUAAACUGGCUGGGUGUGAUGCGGUCUCCUUUCAGAGCGGAUAAUUCGGAUCCAGGUUAUGUUCAGUCAGAGAGAGAGAAAGAGAGAGAGAGAGCACUCAGUCAGAAACGUCACUCCUUCAUUUCUUUAGUUUUACUAUGAGUAAAUGAGCUACUGAGCUCUGAGUUUCCCCUUCUGAAGUCUCCAUUGCCCCACCAGCCGCUCGCAUUCAGUAAAACUGACUGAUCCUCUUUUAGAGGCGGUACUUGUGACGUAUGUACGUAAAGACGCGUGACAUCACCAGAAGAAUUCUCACAAAAAGGGACCCGACACCCAAGUUUUUAUAAUAAAUAUAUUAGUCUUAGCAGGGAUGGUCGUUCCAGCACAUUAAACACAAUAUUUUAUCCCUUCUCCACUCAGAAAUGCUCCUGCUUUCAGUUUAGAAACAAAAUAAUACGGACUGACACUUUAAUGAAAUACUAUGAAAAACUGAAGUACUAUGUGUAACAGUGUAUAUUAAACUUUUGGCAUCUCUCUGCAAUGUGAGUGAGUACCAUGAUUUAUUAGAAAUCACAGGCAAUGGAUAUAGGUACUGAUUUUCCUCGCUACUGGAUUGUCAUCCCUGUGUAGACAAAUGUAAUUAUUUUACAGUAGUUUAAUCCUGUUCAGAGAUCUAAAGUGACAAAAACAGCACGAGUGAAGGACAAGUCAACAUAAAAUGAAUGCAUUUUAAUUCCAAAUUGAACAAAGUUUACUGCAUGUCAGCCAAUGAUUACAUGUCAGAUAAAAUGACUGCUGUUUGAGGCCUGAUCCAACUACAUUUGGUUUACAAAUCAAAAUGCAAAAAUUAUAAGGAUUUUAUGUCAGUUAUAUAAUGUAAUACUUGGACCAAAAUAUAUCAAUCGUACAGUUAUUACAGUAAUGACCUUGCAUAGCAAAUUCUGUUACUACAAUCUACACGUAUUGAGCACAUUAUUAGGUACACUGUACUAACAUUAGGUUGUGCCUCCUUUUAGUUAAAAUAGCUUUAAUUCUAAGUGACAGGAAUUUUAAAAAUCUCUUGAAAACAUUUAUCUAUGAUUCUUGUAUCACAUAAUUCCAGAUCUUGUGCAGAUCUUUCAGAAGCGCUGCGAAUCUUCCAUCCUGCCACACCUCUUUGGUAAAUGACUGGAAAGGUCAAUAAAGAACACUGAACUCUUUGUCAUGUUAAUGAGAGCAGUUUGAGGCAGCUUUUGCCUUGUGUCUUUGGGCAUUAUCAUGCCAGAAGUAUCCAUUAGAAGCCAUUAGAAGUAAACUGUGGCCAUAAAGGGAUGCACAUGGUCAGCAACUAAACCCAAAAAGGCUGUUGCAUUCAGAUAAUGGCUGACUGGCAAGAACAUUAACAGGCCCAUUGUGUGCCAAGAAAACAAAUCGUUCACACCAUGACACCACCUCCACCAGCCUGGACUAUUGAAACAAGGCAUGUUGGGUCCAUGGAUUCAGAUUAAGGUUCAUCAGUCCAGGCAAUGUUUUCCAAUCUAGUUUCGGUGUCCUGUGCCCACUGCAGCCUCAGCUUUCUGUGCUUGGCUGAUAGAUAUGGGACUCAAUAUGGUCUUCUGCUGGUGUAGGCCAUUCAAGCACCUCAAGGUUUUGCAUGAUGUGCAUUCUGGUAUGCUUUAUGCUUUAACGAGUCUAAAAAAACUGACACACAAAAAAUUGCUCAUUUCUUUAUUACACUAGAAACUUGUUGUGUUGAAAGUCUCAGAAGAUUCUACAGUUCUGUAAUAAUCAAAAUUUCCAAUUUCCUGAACCUGCUGGCCUCUAUCUGCAAAGCAUAUGUAUAUAUUGCACUGCUACAACAUGAUAGGCUGAUUAAAUAAACCCAAGAAUGUGUUGGUGUACAGCUGUUCCUAAUAAAGUGCUCAAUGAGUGAAAAUCCCAGCAUACAAAACUUAAAAGGGAAUAAAUGUGAACCGUUGUGCAAUACACUUUUAAUAAUAAUAUGUUCAUGUGCUACACGUUCUGUAUGUCUGCUUUCAUUUUCUCUGUCACUUUUAUUUAUAAUUAUUGUAAUCGUAAAGCUCCUUGAACAAAGAUGUGUUAUUUUUGGUACAUAGAGAAAUAAAACUUGUGAAUGUCUACUGAA
Molecule: messenger RNA, 8253 nt
Organism: Astyanax mexicanus (Mexican tetra)
Lineage: Eukaryota; Metazoa; Chordata; Actinopteri; Characiformes; Acestrorhamphidae
Gene: hpcal4
Product: hippocalcin like 4
Exons: 4
Coding region: 221-796 (191 amino acids)
Molecular function (GO): calcium ion binding
Source: RefSeq, a predicted model, not a curated record